This is a messenger RNA of Cantharellus anzutake, 4102 nucleotides long. RefSeq lists its product as uncharacterized. The record is from RefSeq and is a predicted model, not a curated record. Bases 121 to 3933 code for a protein of 1270 amino acids. Lineage: Eukaryota; Fungi; Basidiomycota; Agaricomycetes; Cantharellales; Hydnaceae. Gene Ontology annotation, biological process: protein deubiquitination. The transcript has 7 exons. Gene Ontology annotation, molecular function: cysteine-type deubiquitinase activity.
AGACCGGCAAAUGCCAUCCACGCUUUUGCUGCAAAAAAGGGAGAGACUCAGACGACCUCCCCCAACCUCCUCGCCUCAACAAAUCUUCAUCAUCUACACGGUCCAGCAUAAGUGCUAUUGAUGGGAGGCGGACCUCAAGGAUCCCAGGAUGUGACGCGUAAGCGUCCUCGCUCCACCACCUCCUCGGAUUCUUCGACAACAUACAAACGAGGCGCCUCCGAGGACGCUAUAGCUUCCGCGGCAAGCACUCCAUCAGCAACGGUGACACCCUCUGUGGGCAUGGAUGCCUACAUGCGCGAACAGGAUAAGGAUGACGUCUGCUUGCCUGGCGACACCAUCACACGUGGAAAUGAUCCAAUUGCCUCUUCUUCAAAGCCGAUGCCUAUUCCCAGUGAACAGCUCACUCUGAUCGAGUCUUUGGUGCAGCGAACACCCCAACCUGGAGAGACGUGGUACAUAAUCUCCCGGGGUUGGUACCAAAAAUGGCACGACGCGUGUUCCGGCCGAAUAUCGAAGACCAUAUCCGAUCCUUCCACCAUACCUCUUGGACCAAUUCAGAAUGAUGCUAUUGUCGGUGCCGAUGGAACCCUGAGGAUGGAGCCUGCCUUGCAAGAAGGCGAAGAUAUUGAGUAUCUCCCAGACCAAGCCUGGAAGUUGUUGGUAGAAUGGUAUGGCUCUCCAAUGAGUAUAUUCCCUCGUCCUGUCAAUAAACGUGGAUUAAUCGAAGUGAAUCCACGCACCCUUCGGAUAUUCUACACUCACACCGAUCCGACACACCUCCCUCCAACCCGGAAGAUAUACCUCCUAAGAGAAGACACAUUCGCAGAUAUCAUACCCCGAAUUACAUGGAAUGAUCGUGCAACGUUGCACCGAAUAGAUGUUGACCAACCCUGGGAAGAUGACACGCCUCUUAACCGUAACCAGCUCAAAAAUAUGAAACCUGUCCAUAUCUUGGGGCCAAAUCCUGACCAGGCGGCACUCUCUCAGUCCGUAGACGACAAGCUUGAAUUCAGUAUGGGCGAUUUGGAGGACUUCGUUGUGGACCUGACCCCUGCUGAGUCUGAGAUCAGGCCUGUCGCGCCUCCCCCGCCCAUUUUUGGGUCAAGUAAGGAUUUUUUCUCCAAGUUCGAGAUUGGUUCGAAAGGGACAAACCAGUUUGUGAUGACCAAUGGUGUUACCUCGGGCAGUCCCCGUCUUGCGAUUGCAAGGAGUAUUGCUCCGACCCGAACUCCAGGGACAAUGGGUUUGACGAAUCUUGGAAACACAUGCUUUAUGAAUUCUGCCCUACAAUGCCUAGCGCAUGUCCCUGAAUUAACCGAGUAUUUCGUUCGUGGAGUUUAUAUGAGCGAACUCAAUCCUGAUAACCCCCUCAGCACUGGAGGCGCCCUGGCACGCUCAUAUGGCGAUCUCCUGCGAAACCUCUUUGCCCCGAAUACUACUUCUACUUGCUACACCCCACGAGAGUUCAAACAUCGGAUAGCCAUGCACGCACCCGCUUUCGCAGGAUAUCAGCAGCAUGACUCUCAAGAAUUGCUCGCUUUCCUUCUCGAUGGCUUGCACGAAGAUUUGAACCGUAUUUUGAAGAAGCCAUACGUUGAGAAGCCUGAUUGGGAAGGCGGCGAUCUGAAAGAUCUCGUCAAGCUUGCGAAGGCCACGUGGGAAGGGUAUCUCAAACGGAAUGAUAGCGCUAUUGUAGACUUGUUCCAGGGUCAAUAUAAGAGCACCUUAGUCUGCCCCGUGUGUUCGAAGGUUUCAAUCACAUUCGACCCUUUCAUGUAUCUCACACUACCCCUUCCGGUUCAUAAAUUAUGGAGGCACGAAGUCUCUUUCAUCCCUUGGGAUAUCCAGAAACCGCACAUCUCGGUUCGUGUGGAGGUGCCAGCAAACUCAUCUAUCCGCGCACUCAAGCAGCUUCUAGCGAAAUGGUUUCAGACCGAGGCUGAUCGCUUGCUCGCAGCUGACUAUUUUCGAUUCCGAUUUUACAAAAUUUAUUCAGACCAUGAAUCAGUCGGGGAGAUAACCAGCAAUGACAAGACCUAUAUUUACGAACUUCCUAUAUCUGUGCGACAGCCACAUUCGAAAAGAAUGGACGCCACCAAUGAUGUGUUCAUCAUUCCCGUUUAUCACAUUCUCCCGCCACCCACGGAAAGUUACCGCGGGGGGUUCCGCUCCGUAGGCCUCGACAAUCGUCUGUAUGGCGCUCCGUUUUUCGUUUGUCUAGAGAACGUGGAUGGCACAGCACCGCCACAAGAGGAUAUUUAUGCUGCUAUCUUAGAGCGUUACACCCAUUGGACGGACCGUGCAUCACACUUGUAUGAUUGGCACCAUACAGACAGCGAAACCGAAACCGACACUGAGAUGGAGCCCGCCACUCCUACCGCUGACGAGGAGAGCUCCACCCCCAACGGUGACGCUUUUCAGGAUACUCUGAUGCCAUCUUCAUCGUCAUCUGGGCUCUCUCCCUCCCAGGACUCAACGUCCACAGGUCGUUCUGAGGACAUUGCGCCCACCAGGGCGAAGCCUUCCCUCUUCAGAUUUUACAUCCGCGAGACAAUCUCUCGUCUGGAAGAGAUUGAUGUUCAGUUGAUGGACUUCGGCCGAGGCCGAGAUGUUGAAAUCUCCGCACGCGCUCUCACUUCUCUUGUCACAGAGGACUCGCCAGUGGUGACUGAAAUCUCAGAGGAAACUCUCGAGCCUGUCCAACGUAUUCGGUUACGUGUUUCGGAUGCGUUUGUAGUUGAAUGGGAUCCUCAGAUGCUGCUGUAUUUCUUCGGCGCCGACGGCAAGGGCGAGGAAGCCCGGUGGGACAAAUUCGAGCCUUAUGUCGAUCCUGAGACCUUAGCAUCUCAGCAACGUCAAGCGGCUGAGGCAGCACACAAAAAGAAAAGGCCACUGAAUUUAGAUGAUUGUCUUGACGAGUUUACCAAGGAAGAACGGCUUGGAGAGGAUGACCUGUGGUACUGUCCACGAUGCAAGGAGCACCGCCAGGCAACGAAAAAGUUUGAGAUCUGGAAGCUUCCUGACAUCCUCGUCGUGCACCUUAAGCGCUUUAGUAAUUCACGAUUACUACGGGACAAGAUUGAUGCAAUUGUCGAAUUCCCAAUUGAAGGCUUGGAUUUAGAAAAUCGGGUGGAAGAACGUCGCGUGGCGAAGGAGUUGCAGGCCAAUGGGGGAGAUCUGGCUGGAACAGGGCUUGAACACGCCUUAGAUGAGCCCCUUAUCUAUGACUUGUUCGCUGUUGAUGAACACAUCGGGGGGUUGGGAGGGGGUCAUUACCGCGCUUAUGCCAAAAACGAUGUUGACAGGCAAUGGUACCAUUUCGAUGAUUCAUAUACGAGUAAUGCUCGGCCCGAAGAUUCAGUCAAUGCAAAUGCUUACCUAUUAUUCUAUCGUCGGAGAUCAUCGAAGCCUCUUGGAGGUGCCACCUAUGAAAAGCUGGAAGCUGCAAGGUCCGCAGCUUCUGAUGAGAUAUCCUAUCCGACAGAAGAACCUGCUGCCACCGAACCCACCGCUUCGACCUCUCGUACGUUUCUUGGGCCCUUUAUCGGCCCAGUUUUACCCGAUCGCACCUCAACUCCGGAGGUUGGAUUUGAGGAGACACUUCCAAGCUUUGAAGAAUCCAUCUUCGACCCGGUCGCCAUUCCUCGCUCAGACAAUGAUGCUAUUUUUCCUGGUUAUGUCGACGAUCGACGCGCUCCUUCGCCAAGUUCAUCAUUGGAUGUGGACCGGGAUUCUUCUGAUCUCGUGGGUGGUAGCGAAAGUGAUGGAUCGCCUCGAUUCUCUGUUGGCGUAGGUUCUGGUGGGGUUUCUCGCCUCGGACGGUCAUCGGAUUGGGGUUCGGAAAGCUAUGUUAGGUUGGGACCGACUGACAUCUCAGAUGACAUCCCUGACCCGUUUGAAGGCGAAACCGAGGAGUUGCAAAAAGUUGCCUGACAAGUAGCGUGCCAAGCUUGCACACAAAACAUUUCCCUUGGCACAUUUCGUCUGGACAGUUGAUAUGCUGUAAAGGGACUGCUGCACUUGCACCACAGUACUCUAGAUAACACCUAUGCUGUACAGAAUUCUACAAUAAUCGUAAUAUAUGUGUGUCCAUGCAUGUACG